AUGAACGGCUCAGGUGUUCCUGAAGGCUUCUUUGAUACUGAUGAAACUAUUUCAAACUCUCAAGGAGAAUCGAUAUAUCAAGAGAAGCCACCUAAGCCCAAAGAUCCACCCAAACCUAAUACAACAGAAGUGUUGCCUGAGGGAUUCUUUGAUGACCCUGUAGCUGAUGCAAAGGCACGCAAAGUGGAGUAUAAAGACAAAGAUGCUGAGGAGUGGCUGUCAUUCAUGCGUGAAGUUUCUGCUGCUGAACAACAGAGUCGAAUGAUCAUCGAAGAGGACAAAGAAGAAGCAGCCUUAGCAACUCAGAUUGAACAAGCCAAUGAACAGAUUGCAUGCUUAGAAAGGUUGGAAAAUUUUAUCUAGUAAAGAUAACAUAUUUAUUUUACAUGCCUGACAAAUUGUAAAGGUAGAUUGGUAAAACAUCUAUUUUACAAACUUUUGAAAUACAAGAAAAUCUGCUGGAUCAGUUGAUUCAGAAACAAAGGACUAAGUCCAUUGGUUACAGAUUUGUCCACUAUUAUUACAAUCACAGCAAAUUCAGCACAUUCACCAUUAUCAGCCACCUGUGAUCCCUUAUUAAUUAUUCAAAUCGAGGUGUUACUCGCAGUCUAAUUAUUACUUUACUGAAUAUUACCCAGAAGGAAUUGUACCCCUGAAAGUAAUUCUCUAUUCUCUAUAAGGAUUACAAAGCAGGGUUUACAGAUUUUGGUUAUUGUGUGGUUUACAUGUAAUAAAAUACUAAUUACAGAGGGGGCCACUAGAACACCUAGCAUGGCUGGGCA
Molecule: messenger RNA, 782 nt
Organism: Cherax quadricarinatus
Lineage: Eukaryota; Metazoa; Arthropoda; Malacostraca; Decapoda; Parastacidae
Source: RefSeq, a predicted model, not a curated record